Penaeus indicus is the source of this 5801-nucleotide messenger RNA. Its product is annotated as biotin--protein ligase-like. The record is from RefSeq and is a predicted model, not a curated record. Gene Ontology annotation, biological process: protein modification process. Gene Ontology annotation, molecular function: biotin--[biotin carboxyl-carrier protein] ligase activity. Gene Ontology annotation, cellular component: cytoplasm. NCBI's taxonomy places the organism in Eukaryota, Metazoa, Arthropoda, Malacostraca, Decapoda, Penaeidae.
AUUUUUUGGAAUGUCCUUAAAACAGUUAUUUUAUGAUGCCAGUUUUACUUAUAUUUUUAAGGAGUUAAUCCAUUGACUGUGCAUAUCAACUUUAGGUGACCCACCUUUUUCUGCCAUGGGUUUGGAAACCAACUCUUGUCCGCUGGAAGAGAAAGGAACAGUAGAAGUGCAAGAACAGGCAGUUGUGUCCAUUAGCUACAGGCGAUGGUCCAGUGUUCAGCUUCUUCAUCACCAGCACUGCUUUCAUUCCUCACCCAGACACAAGAGGUUUUCACAAGACCUUGAAAAGACAUCAUCUAAAAAAGUCAGCAGGUCUGCUGUAAGUGUUGAACCAACUCAUGUUGAAAUUACUGAUGAAUGUGGAGGCCAGCACCGUCUCAAUCUCAGCAUCUUGGCCACAGAUGAUACCUGGGGGGCUCCCUCUCUGCUCUCAGCCAGGCUUCAUGGAGGGAAUGGCAAGGCGGUUUUCUCACAGGUGCACUUAGAGAGAGACCCACAAGAAUGCGUUGGGGCAUCAGUUGUCCCAUCCAAGCUUUCUGUCAGUAAUGAGGCACGAUUAGAGAUUUUAAGGGACCUUCUGAAUACAGAGCUUAGUAUGGAUACCACAGGGAGCAGUUCUUCCUGUGUUUACACUUCAGCCUAUUUCCUAGGAAGACAUGAGUUGAAGCAAGACCUCCUGAACAGAUUACAGCCACACCUUGAAAAGCAAGAGUUGAAAAGGCCCCAGUUAACCCUCCAAUUUGUUAAUGCAAGAGAGAUUGCAAAACAGGCUGAUGAAGACUUGCUGCCUCUCCUCAUGAAUGCGUGUCCUAUGACCUUCUCCACAGUUAGAUAUUUUGAGACACUCAAGACAACAUCAAUAGGUCGCUUGGUGAUUUACUGUGAUGUAAUGACCUCCAGUAUGAAGGUAACAGCUGGACAUCCCCCGCUUAUUCAUGGCAUUACAGUAGUGCCAACACAGCAGACACAGGGUAAAGGUCGAAGUGGGAAUGCUUGGUUGUCACCGCUAGGAUGUGCUAUGUUUACCACACAGCUCCACAUCCCCCUCUCAUCAAACUUGGGACAACAUCUCCCAUUCCUGCAGCAUCUCGUUGCCAUUGCAAUAGUGCAAGCUGUGCGAGAGUACCCAGGAUAUGGUGACAUACCUUUGAACCUGAAGUGGCCCAAUGAUAUUUAUAUUGGUGGUGACACUAAAGUUGGAGGUGUGAUUGUAGAAGCCACCACAAUUGGAAAAAGAAGUUAUUUAAACAAGGGUGGAAUGUACCAUCUGUCUGCUGUAAGUGUUGAACCAACUCAUGUUGAAAUUACUGAUGAAUGUGGAGGCCAGCACCGUCUCAAUCUCAGCAUCUUGGCCACAGAUGAUACCUGGGGGGCUCCCUCUCUGCUCUCAGCCAGGCUUCAUGGAGGGAAUGGGUGUGGUAUCAACUUGUCAAACAGUAAUCCCACGUACUGUAUCAACGAUGCUGUCCGUCAACACAACAAGGAGCACAAGACUUCGCUUCCUGAGAUUGAUCGAGAGACAUUCCUGGCAAGAAUAUUCAAUCAUUUUGAGGGCCUUAUAGACACUUUCCAAAAAGAUGGGCCAGAGGCAGUCUGUCCCAUUUAUUACAAGUAUUGGUUGCAUAGUAAUGCAGUGGUAACAGUCCAGAACGAAAGUCGAAGCACGGGGAAUGCAGUCAUUACUGGAGUGGAUAACUAUGGUUUCUUAAUAGCACACUUGGUUGACGGAACAAUGAUCACUCUCCAGCCAGAUGGAAAUUCCUUUGACAUGAUGGAAGGGCUUAUCUAUUCCAAACUCCAGUAACAGGGAAUGUAAUAUAAAUAUUUUAGUGAUGGUUGAUUUUGCAAGAUUUGGUGGUUGUUUCUUCAGUGUUAAGAGGAAGCUUAAAGCAUAAAUGGUUGGCUGAGGUUAGGUGUUGAUUUUUGAAUGAUUGUGACUGAUAUGAUAUUGUUGCAAAGUGUUGAGAAACUGCAGUUACCUAACUAGAGUCUUUUAUUAUAUGUAUAUAUCGGAAGCUAAUUCUAUCUGUUAUUUGUUAUAAAGUUGAAUAUGACUUUUUUCUAAUGUUACCAAGCAUUAUUAUUUUUUACUUCAAAGAUAUAGAAGAUUGGCAGAGGGGAACUUAGAAGCAAAAAAUGUAAGGACAGGAAGUGCAUUGUAAAGUACUUAAACAUGGUAAUGAAAUUUAGAUAUGAGCACUUGCAUCUGCAAUUUACAUUGUUAAAAAUGUAUAAUUGGAUGUAACAAAAAGUUGUUUUGAUUAAGAACCAGUGUUAUAAUGCCAGAACCUGUGAUUGCAUCAUAGGAUAAGAUUGUGAAGUCCUUUAUAAAAAGGAGUGACAGGUAAUGUAGAUAUUCUCUUUUCAGAAAUAAUGUAAAUUGACUCUGCAAAGGUAGAGGGCAAAAAGGUAAUUUGGUAAUAUAUCCUAAAUAUCUGUGCCUGGAAGCAUAUCAAAUCAAAUUGAGCCACAGAUUUCUAUUUUAUCAUCUGCAGUGCUGAACUGGUAACAGAUAUCUUGCACUUGAACUACCUUGUUGCAAAUUCAAAUUCAAAGAUUCAAAGAGAGAAAUAUUGUUUUCUUCAGAAUCAGAGAGUGGUUGUUUUAUGACUGUCUUCAACUUGGAGACAAACUUCCAACAUAUGUCUUCACCCCUUUUUUUUCUCAAAAUUUCCCUUAUUAAUGUGAAACUAGAAGCCCAGAUUAUUCUUAUGGAUAUUUUAAAAUCUUCCUGAUAUAUUUGACAUCUUUGGUAUUGCCAUGUCUUCUACUGAAGGCUGGACACAAAACAACCCAUCCCUUAUUGUAUCAAAUUCAGAAUUGGAUGGUAAAGUACUGUGAUAAAUUUUGAUGCCUGAUGAGCACAGUAAAUAAAAAAAGAAAAACAAACAAACAGACUUGUAAUUAAAACAUGUUAAAGAGCUGUGGAUAAGCCUAUUGUAGGGUUGUAAAUGUUGAAGAAAGUUUUUGUACAGAACUGUUUCCAGCAUUGAAAGGAAAAUAAAACAACUUUGGUACUUUGUUAAAACUACUUCUUUGUGUGUAUAUGCCUUAGGUCCUUCUCAGACUCUGAGACCUGCCUAACUUUGGCCGUGUUUUAAAACAAAAGGAAAACUUGACCAUGUAAAUAUUUUGGGUGAUAAAUGGAAAAUGGCAAAGUGAUGAGCCUUUGGUCACAAAAAGACAAAAUUUGCUCUGUCGAAUGUUUGUCUGUUGCUGUUAACAGUGGCUUGUAGAAGUCUUGUCAGGCACAGCUGACAUUUGCUCGUAGUAUAUAGUUGGUCACUUCUGGUUGUCGCAGUUCAGUGACAACCAUCUUGUUUAACCCACAUGUCCACUCACUGUAUCUGUGUUGGUUGAGCCUUUUAUGCUAAAAUCCCUCUUUGCUAUUAAUGGCCAGUAAGACUUUUUCUGGUUUAAAAGUUAUGCUUCCAUUUAUAUCAAAAGGGAAAGUCGAUGGAUGUUUAUCACCCAGAGUGUGAUAUUUUGUAGUUCCUAGUUAGGAAAUGGAGAAUUUAACUGAAUAACAAAAACAAUUCAAUAAGUUUUGACAGAGGAUUAGCAAAUUUGUAAGAAUUUUUUAAAAUUGUGGAUUGCUGUUGUAAAAUCAAUUCACAUGCCAUUCCAAAUUCACAUGAAAAAAUUGCCUACAGGCAUUAAAAAAAGUGUGAUUUCCUCAAAUUGAAUUCCUUAACCAGUAAUGAACUGGAAGGAUAAUGCAACAUAAAUGGGGAAAGAUCAUACAGAAGGAAAAAUAACCCUGAAGUAAUGGGUCAUAUUUGAGACAAGGCUUAAAAACUGCAUAUCCAUUUUAUGACCUUCAGCCAAAAUAUAUCUUGCCGUUGCUGGUUCAUUGGCGAGUGUUGAUGUUGAUGUAAGAUUUGUAUAUUUUCUUGGGAUAUAUUCAUUUAUUUAUUUAUUUAUUUAUUAUUUUUUUAAGGAUAGGCUAUACUGUAAUACCUGGUCUAGAUGUUUCCAUCAAUUGUAAUGAAAUUGUUGUUUCCAUGGCACCAGGGAUUCCUAUAUAUUGCUUGAUCACAGAACUGAAAUGCCCAUUAUAACAAAAAUUUAAAACUGAGCGUCUUUGGAUUAUUAGUAUUUUCUUAUACUGUCUGUAUAAGAAAAGCAAAAGAUUUCUUGUAUAUUCCAGUGCCAGGAAACAUGAACUAAUCAUAAAUGAAAUAUUCUCAGUGUUCAUGUAUUGUAUCAAUAGAUAGUAAAUGCUAAAUAUUUGGCUAUGUAAUAACGUAUAUUUCUGGCAAAGUGCAAUAUAGGAGAGGUAGAUGGCUCUGCGGACUUCACAUUACCACUACCAGACCAGAGCUGUGGGAUGCUAUCAGCUUGCUCAUGUUAACUUCCUUGUAAUUUCACCAACAUCUAUUUACCGUAUUUACAUUUGGCAUCAAGGCAAGUUACAGGGCUGUUUGUAAACUGUGAGAAGUGGUGAGCUUUGAAAAGGUGAGGGUGAGAGCCAGAAGCUCCUCAAGAGAUAUGUUGUGCCAUUAUUUAUCAUUCUUAUUAUUGUUUAACUCCUCUUUGCAAUGGAUCCCCUUCAGAUCUUAUACUUCGUACAUACCGUGAUAUGAUUCUCUGUUGUCAUUGUUGAAUUGUUUAAGAAAUGGAUAUAUUUUCAUAUAGAUUAUGUAUCUCUUGACAGGAGAGCAUUUGAGUUCUAAAACUUGUGCUCUAUUGAAAGAAGAAGAAGAUGAAGAAGAAGAAGAAGAAGAAAAUAAAUUUAUCUAGUCAUAUAUGUAACAUGUUGUGUUGUAUUUUCCAACAAGGUGAAGGUAGGUUUGUCACAAGCAAUGCAUAGUGUGAGGCUUGAGUAUCUUCAUGUAAUUGUUGAUGCAAUAAUCACUUAUUUCUUGUUUUAGUGUGUGGGUAAAGCUACUGAGCAUGUAAAGUUUUCACUGUCAGUUCAAGAAGACUGAUGAUAAAUAGAUUUUUCUUUGUUUCUUUUUUAAUAGUUAUUCCAGGAUUUUUACUUGUAAAAUAGGUUUAAUAUUAGUUAUUUUAUGAAGUAUGAAUAAAUAUAUAGAACAAGAAGGUCAUGUACUAAGAAACCUACAUAGAUUUUUGUGCCUGCCAUGACUGUUAGGAAAAGUAGCUUUUUUUGUUUCACAGUCUUGCUCUUUUUUUUCUCUCUUUCUUUCUUUUUAUUUAUAAUAUUGCCUACCACUGGGGAGGAGGAUGUCCCACUCAUGACGGUGCAUGUAGAACUGUGAUUAUCGCCAAAGACACAUUUUUAUUUUUAUAAUAAUCCUGUUAAAGGAAUUGUAUGGGUAUUUCUUGCCUUAACAGAUUUGCUGACAUGCUUUAUGUUUUGUACCAUUCACAUAAGCAUACUCCAUUGAAACCUAAUAUAUGAUAUAUUAUUUUUGAAAUACAUAAAAAACUUAUCAUUACACUUUAAUGGAAUAAAGCCUAGCAUGUGAACAAUUCUUCAUGUACAAACAUCAAAGAGCAAAUCAGGAAGGGCCUUUUUUGAUCGUCAUCAUCAUCGUGUGUGGCACACGUUCCCUAGGGAUUGCAUCUCCAAAAAAAAAUGUGUAUAUACUGUUGACUAGUAUUAAGUGGUAUAGAGGCAAUAAGGCACAAGCAUGUACUGUGCAUACUGAACAGGUUUAUUGAAACUGACAGCAAAAAAUUAAACAAAGUAGACUUUAAUGCAGGUAUGAAUGUUUUCUGCAUGAAAGCUCUCAACUGAUUAUCCUAUGUUUGAAACAGUUUUGUGCUUGUGUACCAGUGUCUUGUACGAAGUACUCUGUGAAUAUAUUCCACUAAUGAACAUUAAUAUCACA